AUGCCUUUCACCCUGCUGCCUUCCGACUUCUACCCACUCAACCCCGAUAACGCGUCUUAUCUGAACACAGACGCAAUCUCCCUCCUCGGCCCCGGCAACUCCCUCAUCACAGGCGGCGGCGCCGCCUCCGCAAUCGACAAAGUCAUCCAACACAACGGCUAUCCCGAGACCGUCACCAUCAGCAACUACACCGUCCAGGGUGCUGGCAAGCUCUACCGCUCGUGCGGCGACUGCACCAAUAACGGCGGGCCGCGGCACGUCAUCGUCCAGAAUGUGAGGGUCAGUGGGAUGACGAGUGAUCUAGUGGGGAUCAAUUCGAAUUACGGGGACACGGCGAGCGUGAGUGGGAGUUGUGGAGUUAGUAAGAAGGUGUGUCAGGAGUAUAAGGGGGUGAAGAAGGGGGAAGGGAAGAGCGAGAAGGUUGAUGGGACGGGGAAGUGUGGUGGUGCGCAGGGUGGGUUGAGUAAGCUGCCGGCUUGUUGA
Molecule: messenger RNA, 483 nt
Organism: Cyphellophora attinorum
Lineage: Eukaryota; Fungi; Ascomycota; Eurotiomycetes; Chaetothyriales; Cyphellophoraceae
Product: putative pectate lyase E
Exons: 1
Coding region: 1-483 (160 amino acids)
Biological process (GO): pectin catabolic process
Cellular component (GO): extracellular region
Molecular function (GO): pectate lyase activity
Source: RefSeq, a predicted model, not a curated record